AUGGGCCGCAGCCGUCUCGGCCCUUCGCCACCGCAGUUGCCGCCGUGGCAGCCGCCCCCCUCGGCAACCCCCUUCGCCCCUGGCACGCAGCAGCCGUCGUGGCAGCCGCCACCCACGGCGCACAUCGGCGCCUCCACCAUGCAGCAGCAACAACAACGCUCUGUCACUCCCACCGUGGCGCUACCGCACCAGCUGCUGCGGCCGCCGCCACCGGCAACCUCGACCCAGGGCGCCCCAACGACGGCUCAGGGGGUGCCCAUCCACCAGGUCCGGUUCCCUCCAUCGCCACCACCGCUACCGACCUCGCUCGCCGGGUCCCUCGAGCCGGUCUACACGAGGGCCUCCGGACAGCCGCACGUGCUGCCCCCGUUGGUGCCGCCCUCGGGCAUCUAG
This is a messenger RNA of Aegilops tauschii subsp. strangulata, 393 nucleotides long. The record is from RefSeq and is a predicted model, not a curated record. NCBI's taxonomy places the organism in Eukaryota, Viridiplantae, Streptophyta, Magnoliopsida, Poales, Poaceae.